AACAUGGCGGCCCAAGAUGAAGUUGACGUAUGUGAAAGUUGGGAGGAUAUGGACGAAAUUGGCUUAGACACGAAGAUCAAGCUGAUGUCAAGUGCGUCCCCGCCAGUGAAAACUCCGCUGAAAGGUUGCAAGGUUACGAACGUAAUUGUGGAAGACAGCGCCUGUAUUGGGUCUCAGUGCGUUAUGCCGGAGCCAGCUAUUCGCAUUCUGAAGCGGCCGGCGACGCUCGCGAGCGGACAGCUGAACGGCGAACGGAACGCGCGCCCUGUUAAAACCCUCCAACAAAGACAGAAGGAGUACGAGGAAGCAAGAUUAAGGAUACUGGGCGAAGCACGGAGCCCCGAAGACGUCAUCGACGACAAUUUGAGCUGCUUGCAAGAUAAAUUACAAGCGAAUAGCAUUAGUGACAGUCAGAAUGGGAACAAAGUGAAAAAUUGUCACAAUGAUAAUGCCAAAGGGAAGGAGCGUAAGGUGCUAGUGAGGUUACCACCUGGAGCUACUGUGUCAGGGGUGUUCCCAUCCCCGCCACCUCCGGGGGUGCUUGUUGUACGGACACCUCGGGGCCCUGACGGUACCAAAGGCUUCCAGCGAAGGUAGCACCAGCCCAUGACAGUCAUACACUAAUUUGUAAUUAAUUCCAUCCACAAACUACCCAAGAAAGACAAUGUUGCAAUAUUGGCUCUGAUUAUAGUAUGAUCUCCACAAUUCCUAAAUUGUGUUAACAUUGUUUCUUUGGUUCUAAAAAGUGUUUUAUGUGACCACAUAAGCUCAACAGGUGAAACAAGUGCAUUGGUAUUCUAGUUAUCAAAAAAAUCCUUGAUUGGUCUUAAAACUUCAUAACAUGCUAAGUUUGUUUGGAUGUAUCAUUAGAACUAAUGAAUAUGUACAUAAACACAGUAAACUAUACAGGGUUUUUUGAUAACUGACCUUACUACUGUUAUACAAUGAUAUGUCAAUAAAAUCCUGACCAGUUUACUGUUAUCAUUGUUGACAUGGCAAUGGCAGGCAUUUUGCCUGUGUGAAAUGAAGCUCAAUUCAAUCAAAAGUUUGUAGGCCAAACAUGAAUAUAUCCUUUAUGUAAACAUGAUUUUUCCCUCUAUUAUCAAUGCUACAAAACAAGUGGCUCUUCUAGCAGUUAUUAUGGAACAGUUGGGGCUACAUGGUGUCAUAUUUUUCAAACAACUUGUAACUUGUCACUUUCAUUGACUUAUAUACAGGGUGGCUAAAAAUAAGUGCAUUCCGGUUACCAGGGAUGUUCUGGGAUUAUACUGAGCGACUUUUACUAUCGGACCAACCACAAAAUCUUAAAAAAAAUUAAUAGAAAAUGGACCAGCCAAAAUGUAUGAAACAGCCAAUUUUUUUUUUCGUGAUUAUGUUUUAAGCAAAUAAUUUAGAAUCUUUGAAAUUCUUGGAACUUUGACAAUGAGUCAUUUUUUUUUAUAAAUUUACAGUAGUUGGAAGAAAUGUCGUAUUAAUUAAUAACUAAAAGCUAGAAUACUUGCUUUUAGAUUAGUAUAAUUGAUCACAAACAUAUUUCUCUUGACACCUUAAUGCAUAACAUAAUUGUUACUUAUACUACAUUUGUUCCUGAACAUAAAUUAUGAAUUGUGGAUGAUCAUUGAGCUCACUAAAGGGAACAAUAAUAUUUAUUGUAAUAUGUAAGUGAGAGCUAGAUGCCAAUCUAGUGGGAUCAAUAGAGGUAAUUGCAAAUAGAGCAAAUGCUACUAGAGUCUCCAUGUGGUUACCACUCUGACGCGGAACCACAAGUCACUCCUGUGUGUGAGGACUAUAUAUAUUAUGUGUAUAGAACUGUUUCGGUCACACGCCGCUCCGGUGAAGCACCUAAUGUGACGACCACCAGUCACCCACUAAGUUUUAGAUGAAGUAUGGCAUGGGUGCCAACAAAGUCAACUUAGCAUCGUUGUAAGACUUGUAAGGCUAUCUUGAAAUACAAGUAGAUGGUAUAAUUUAAUAUACUUUCACAAUAGGUGAACUUUAUCUAUUUUACAGAACAAAGUGUGCCAUGGGUACAAGUGCCUAAACCACUUAGCUUGUAUUUUUAGGUUGUUGCAUUUGUCCCAUAUUUGCAUUUGCCCCCAGUGAACCUGUCAACAUAUUGAAUGAUUGUAUGUGCAAGUUUUCAGAGUAUUCAAAUAUGUUUUAGCUCAAUUUGAUGAUUUAGCUUGAAUUGAUGAGUCCACUUUGGUGUAAAUAUUUUUUUAACAGACAAAUAAAUAAUGAGGUUUGCUAGUCUCCAAACAACAAUAUGAUCUCUGUGUCAUGGUUCACUCAUAAUUCAAAUGAAUGUCUAGAGGCUCUAAUUAUUUUUUAACAAGCAGAUACGUCUGCGAGCGAUACUCCAAACUCCAAAAUUUGGCUCUAAUUAUUGUUUAUGGUUAAUAACAGUGGCCAUAUACAUCCCAUAAGACCUAAGAGCUCACUAAAGACAUACUUAAAAUACAAUGCAAUGAAUCAUUAUUUACUUGUUUUUUAUUCAAGUUGACAAUAUUGCUACUGGUUCUCGUUUAUUUGAUCUCUGUAAACAUGUUAUCUACAAAGAAUUAUGUCAUAAUUUUCAAAACAACUGACUCAUUUAUAAUAAUGAAUGCAUCUAUUAUAAGGUAGUGUUUACACAAAUAAUAUAUGGUUGCAAAAAUGCUCUAAAAUGAGUUAAUGUCAUUUAGUAAAUAUGUAUUUUAGUUUUAUGUCUUAUUACCAAAGAGUUAUUAAGAAUAGAAGACGUAUAAAGUCUAAGAAUAAGUUGUGCUUGCGCAGGUUGGCUGUCAAAAGUUGACAAUUUACAUGCCCGAAAACAGCGCCGUAUAACGCAAUCUAGUUUGGCUGGCAAACUAGAGGCACGAAUUUCUUUGACUUUACACUACUUCUACAAUCAGUGACUCUUUGCUUAUUAUAUUGGAACACGUUUUUAAACAUUGCGAAUGAUGAGAUGUGCGGUCUUGAUAAGGUCUUAGGCCUCGGUGGUUCUCACCCGCCACCCGCGGCGGGCAGUGGGUGAGAACGACUUAGGCCUUGCAAAAGACGAUAGUGAAGGCCGUGUUAUGUGAAGGAGAAAAAUUUGGAAACCGAAUCCUGGGCUCCAAAGUAUUUGACGCCUGUCGCAACUGGGAUAAAUGCCAAGUAGAGAUUUUUGUAGCAAUGUAAUCAAAAACUACUAAAAAUCAGUAAGGUGUAGAGUACAAACAGCAACACUCUUAACUGUCCAUUGGUGGACGUUAUUCCUUUUGUAAUAAGGUCCACCGAUGUAAGGUUAACAGUGUGGGCGAUGAUAUUCGGUAAUUCCGAAAAGUUCAGAAUGUCGGGUAAAUCCAAAAUAGACACUAAUAUGAUGGAGUUAUGAGUGAUUUUCGUAAUGAGCCGAUAUUUUGAAGUAGUCGGGAAUAUAGGUACCUCACUUGUAUUUUCUCCAGUCCACCUUUUAAUCGAAGAUUUUCUAUUAAAAAUCUUUUCUAUUUUUUUAACCAUCAUGCCCACCACAUUUGAAUGAAAACGAUUCAUUACACAACAAUUUUAUUAAUUAUUAUAUAUUUAUUAAACAUGUGUGCAUACAAUUAAUUGAUAGAAUAAUUGUCAAAAUUUUAAACUUUUUAUAUCCCAUUUUUCUACAUUAUACAUUAUAGUAUAUUUUUUAGGAUAAGGUACUUGCUAAUUGUAUAUAUUUUUAGCAUAUUAUUUUAACGUGUUAAGUUUGGAUGGUGCUUGUGGUCGGUAUGUGUCAAUGCGAAGAACCACUGUGUAUAAUUCUGGUUAUUUCACCACCUCGAACACAGUAGGUAUCUUAUACAACCUCUUAGUAUAAUUUGUCGAGAUCUCGCAAGGAUAAACGUUAGGACUGACAAUAUAAUAACGACUUUCAAUUGUUAAUAGGUACAACAACGCUUUGCUGGCGAGGGCUCACCGCGAACUUCUAAACUCGAAAUUCGCAUGUCUAUGACUCCAACAUUGCGAGACGUAUCUAUUAAUAGAUACCAUCAUGUUUCUAUCAAUCUGGUUUUCCAUGUGUCGCGAUGAAAUCUUACACUUGUCCAUGAAAAUAUUUAUGUUUUUUCAUUGUAACCGAAUAAGUAUCUAAUGCCUGAUAGAACUAAGGUUUAAUUUUGUAAAAUCCUAAUCACCUUGCGGGAUCUCUGUAGUCUUCUAUUUGUUAUUGACAAACUGACCAUGUAGCAUUCGAGUGACUGAGGUGCAUGAGUUUUGGUCAGAGUUUGAUUUGAUUUUACCAUGGUAGGUAUUGUAUAUUCUGUUUUGUAAGAAACAUUAGUCCUAUAUCAUGUUAUUUUAUGAAACUUUAAUAUCCUAUGGCAAUCCGACACUGUUUCAUUAGAAUCGUGGUUCUAAAUUACUGUUAAAUGGACUGCUAAAAUCAUAACCCUUUUUGCUUUUGGCAUUGCCAUAGGCGGAUUAAUAAAAAUGUUACCCAAAAAUUUCGGGUAUUGUGACGUCAUUUGAGAAUUCUGCAACCAACCAAUGGGGUAUCGUGUCUUUUUAUAAGGUUGCAUCACAAAGCCUCAACGCCAAAGUUUUGGAAACCGAAAACGUUGUAAAUAUUAAUGUCCCAAUAUGUUUACACUUUUACUAAGCAAGUUAGAAUAAUAGACAUUUCGCUUUAAGAACAAAUUAAAUUACUUUCUAUGGAAAUAUUUUAAUUUGUGUUUUUUCAAGUAGACACACUACUAUUUAAACUAUAAACCGAAAUAAAUGUUAUAUACGACCUAUCGUGACCGGAUAGCCAAGUGGUUCAGGCACCUGUCCGGUAAACGGGGGAUGCUGGUUCGAUUUCAGCUCUACUGCAGGCUUUGGUCAUUGUUUCCUUCGUGUAUGACAUUUAUUUCGGUUUAAGAGAUAUUUCGGUUUGAAAACUGUGGAGUAGGUACCUUAGUGAUUAAUUGCGUCUAGUUAAAUUUUUGAGCAAACUUUGAUACCCAAAGGGAACGAGUCUUACAAGGGUGUCAAAGAAAAUUCGUGCCACUAAAAUGUAGCUUCACAAAAUGAUGUUUUCAUAACGCAUUAAAAUCUACUGUCUUCAUUUCUAUUACUUAUGCGUUAAGGGAGUAACAGUGUACAGAAAUAUCGAAUUACCGUAAUACUUAUAUUACUCUUACCCAGUGGUACAAACUACCGUCUUGGCAAAUAUAAAGAAAAUGAAUCAACCGAGCGUUUUGUAACCGCCAUCUAGUGAAGCUGACAUUUUGACAGCGUGACUUUUUAUUUGGCUUUAUUGACUAAUUAUGUCUGAUACAAAUAAAUUGAAUUGAAAAAAAUCCUUUUACGACUAGAGUAAAAUGAAACACUUAUAAUACGGUCAACCGAGGUGAAUAGGGAAAAACUUAAAAUGUGAUUAACCUAAAUACCCGACCGACCUAAAUAACCGAGGUGACAAUUUCUUAAAAAAUACCCACACAGAUUGUAAUAUUCGAUUGAAAAUAAUCGUAGGUUUUGUAUGAUACAAUUUGUGUAUUUUUAAGAAAUUGUCAGGUAAAUCACCAUUUAACUUUUGUCCCUAUUUACCCCAGCUAUCCCUAUUCACCCCGAUUGACGAUACCCACCUAUUUUUAUAAAUUCGUAAUCAAAUUUAUUUUAGGACUCGACUGACGUUUCAAGAGUGUAAUGUAAAUUGAACAAUGUUUAUAAGAUGUCACAGUGAUACGAUACCGAUCUGUCAGUGUCAAUAGUGACGUUUUGGUUGAAGAAAUGUCACUUUUGACACUGACAGAUCGGCAUUGUGUCACUGUGACAUAAGCAUUGUUCUAAUUGGGCCGAUAGUUAAAAUACCUUAGUCGAAGAUUGUAGUCAAAUUAAAAUCUGACCGAACUAUACCAAUUUUAGCAUAAGUUUACAAACUCUUGAGGAAUGUGAUAUAGAGAAUAAUCAUCUUGUUGCAAACCUUUCUGUUUAUAAUAAAAUGACAAAAAGUGGAAC
Molecule: messenger RNA, 5937 nt
Organism: Cydia strobilella
Lineage: Eukaryota; Metazoa; Arthropoda; Insecta; Lepidoptera; Tortricidae
Product: SUZ domain-containing protein 1
Exons: 3
Coding region: 4-597 (197 amino acids)
Source: RefSeq, a predicted model, not a curated record